Triplophysa dalaica is the source of this 1704-nucleotide messenger RNA. RefSeq names its product N-acetyltransferase 15 (GCN5-related, putative) (gene naa60). Gene Ontology annotation, biological process: N-terminal peptidyl-methionine acetylation. NCBI's taxonomy places the organism in Eukaryota, Metazoa, Chordata, Actinopteri, Cypriniformes, Nemacheilidae. Gene Ontology annotation, cellular component: Golgi membrane. The transcript has 7 exons. The record is from RefSeq and is a predicted model, not a curated record. Gene Ontology annotation, molecular function: protein-N-terminal amino-acid acetyltransferase activity; histone acetyltransferase activity. The coding region runs from base 242 to 970 and encodes 242 amino acids.
AUUCGGCUGAUCCCGGAAGGGACCGGAAGAGGCUGCUCAGAGUUUGUCGAAGUGUUAGCGGCUAUGCUAAUGCAUUACAGAACGCAAUUUGAGUGUCUGACUGAAUGUGUCAUCUCCAUCCCAGACACAGGUUUACACACUAUCGCCAUGCUACCGCAGCAGUGAACCUUCUCCACGGCAAUAAAAGAAGCGAUUGCAUAUCUUUCUGUCUAUACCAGCGCCGAAUACAAGGCAGGUGUGAAUGACCGACGUGCUGCCCAUCACCGCCCUCAGUGAAAUAAAGCUCCGCCUUCUCUGCCACGAUGACAUAGAGAGAAUAAAAGUGCUCUGUGGAGAGUGGUUCCCCAUUGAGUAUCCAGACUCAUGGUAUCAUGACAUCACAUCGAACAAGAAGUUCUUCUCUCUGGCUGCCACUUUUAGAGGUGGAAUUGUGGGGAUGAUUGUGGCAGAAAUAAAAAGUAGAACGAAAGUUCACAAAGAGGAUGGGGACAUCUUGGCCUCCAGCUUUCCUGUUGACACACAAGUUGCGUACAUCCUGAGUUUAGGAGUCGUGAAGGAGUUUCGCAAACAUGGAAUAGGCUCUCUGUUACUUGACAGUUUAAAGGAGCACAUCUCCACCACGGCACAGGACCAUUGUAAAGCCAUCUAUCUGCAUGUGCUCACCACCAAUAACACUGCCAUUCACUUCUAUGAGAACAGAGACUUUAAACAGCACCACUAUUUACCGUAUUAUUACUCUAUACGAGGAGUGUUGAAAGAUGGCUUCACUUACGUCCUCUACAUCAAUGGCGGACAUCCACCAUGGACUAUCUUCGAUUAUAUUCAUCAUAUAGGUUCUGCCCUGGCCAGUCUGAGCCCAUGCUCCAUUCCUCAGAGAAUUUAUCGGCAAGCACAGAAUCUCCUUCGCAGCUUUCUUCCGUGGUCGGGCAUCUCUUCCAAGAGUGGCAUUGAGUACAGCAGAACCAUGUGAGGGUCAUCAGUCCAAGAAGAGAAUGGUCACUCCAGAUGCCUGGAUGCACUAAAUGGGCUAAGACGGAUUGUGAAGACUGACUGUGGAUUCUCUGGUAGUUCAGAGCUGUGUAUUAUAUGUGUACAUUUGAUAUAUAUACUUUAAUUAAUAUAUACAUUGUCAUUAGUAGUUUUCCCUCUUAAUAUAAACUCUCCACGUCAUGCCUGUUUUUUUCUGCUGCUGUGUAGAAAUUUGCUAUAGUUUACCCAGACUUUUCAUAUAAAUAGAUUUUUUAUGUGUGCCUCUUCUGUUAGAGGACUAUUGGGUAUUUGAUGGUAGAAUUAUCUCCCUCAAGAUGCAAACUUUUUGUUUUGGUCACUCAUGCAUGUGUUUUGUUUGUUCAGCAGUACCUCGGCAAACCGUAUGUUUCAGCCCACAGUUCUGAGGAUGCAAAGUUUGUGAUUGUUUUUUAAUAACUUUUGCACAGAGGCAUUGAAUGUAGUAUUGCGACGAAGGGAAAAAGGCUACCGUUGCAGAAAGCACUCCACCUCACCAAAUGUGUUUUGUCGACGUCUAACAUAUAAACUGUUUUUAAGAAUCUUAAAUUAGCGAGAGAAUUUCAUCCUGCCAUUCCAUUGUGUGUACUUUUCUUUUAAAGGUGAACUGGAUGAAUGUAGUGGGGCAACGUGUUUUAAUGUGUUAUGUUACUGUGAAUCAGAAAGUUACACACAAAAUAAAACUGAGAAAUCUGAGAA